This is a messenger RNA of Cynoglossus semilaevis (tongue sole), 3219 nucleotides long. It is a transcript of the gene kat2b, whose product is annotated as K(lysine) acetyltransferase 2B. The record is from RefSeq and is a predicted model, not a curated record. The transcript has 18 exons. Gene Ontology annotation, cellular component: nucleus; ATAC complex. Bases 373 to 2754 code for a protein of 793 amino acids. NCBI's taxonomy places the organism in Eukaryota, Metazoa, Chordata, Actinopteri, Pleuronectiformes, Cynoglossidae. Gene Ontology annotation, molecular function: protein binding; histone H3 acetyltransferase activity. Gene Ontology annotation, biological process: chromatin remodeling; positive regulation of transcription by RNA polymerase II.
AAUGUUAAAAAACUGUCUAAAAACACAAACCUCUUUAGGACCUCUGCGGACCACAGAGGGGUUGCGGACCCCAGUUGAAGAGGUACAAGAAGGUAUAAAACAUUAAUCUUAAGGAUCACAGGUUAGUGUGGUUUUCACUUUCUGCAACAUUUGACCUUGAAAAAAUAAUCUUCAGCUGUUUCACUAAAUGACCUCUCCUUCCAGACUUGAUGGUCUGUCCCCUUUCACUCCCCUAGUGGAGGAAAAUGGGCCUACACUGAGAAAUUGAAAAUAAGGAUGAGCGCCAUGUCUGAUAUUCCGCUUCUGGAGUAGAGCGGACGGCAGAACGAAAAUCUCGCGGGCCGCGGUUCCCUUCGGGGUUCGUAGCCGAUAAUGGCCGAUAGCGCUGUAAUCCAGCAGGGAUCGCCGGCCAUCGGAGCUGCGGGCUCGGUCCCGGCCGCUCCUGGAGCCGGGGGUACCGAGGGCUCUGGCGCCGCUGGAGGAUCCGCACGAAUCGCCGUGAAGAAGGCGCAACUCCGAUCCUCACCUCGACCUAAGAAACUGGAAAAACUCGGAGUGUAUUCAUCCUGCAAAGCUGAAGGAGCGUGUAAGUGUAAUGGCUGGAAAAGUCAGAACCCUCCACCUACACCCCCACGCACGGACCAGCAAUCCAACACAGUCAACCUGCAGGAGCCCUGCCGCAGCUGCUCUCACACUUUGGGUGAUCACGUGACCCAUCUAGAAAACGUCUCUGAGGAGGAAAUGAACAGACUCCUGGGUAUCGUCCUGGAUGUGGAGUACCUCUACACAUGUGUUCACAAAGAGGAGGAUGCUGACACUAAGCAGGUCUACUUUUCCCUCUUCAAACUGCUGAGAAAAUCCAUUCUGCAGAUGGGUAAACCGAUGCUAGAAGCACAGGAGAGUCCUCCAUUUGAAAAACCUAGCAUAGAGCAGGGGGUGAAUAAUUUUGUCCAGUAUAAAUUUAGUCACCUUCCAUCUAAGGAACGACAAACAAUCGUGGAACUGGCUAAAAUGUUUCUCAACCAGAUCAACUACUGGCAGCUGGAGACCCCCUCACAGAGACGUCUGAGGGUCCCCAAUGACGAUGCAGCCGGAUACAAAGCCAACUACACCAGAUGGUUAUGCUACUGUAAUGUGCCUCAGUUUUGUGACAGCCUGCCUCGGUACGAAACCACUCAGAUCUUUGGCCGGACACUAUUACGUUCUGUGUUCACUGUGAUGAGGAAACAACUAUUGGAGCAGGCCAGACAGGAAAAGGACAAGCUGCCUCCAGAGAAACGCACACUUAUUCUCACACACUUCCCCAAGUUUUUGUCGAUGUUAGAAGAGGAGGUGUACAGCCACAGCUCUCCAAUUUGGAGCCAAGACUUUUUGGCAGGAGCGUCAGGAGGACAGAUUCCUAUUCACACUGUUAUAGCUGCACCCCCUGUGGCCAGACCUUUGUACUACAGCACUAGUCCUGUAUCAGUGGACACGUCUAACUGUGGCAGUGUCAGUCCUGCCAGGAAAGCAGCUUCCGUGUUGGAGUCAAACCCUGUAGUUGGAGAAAAGCGUAAAGCAUCGGAACCCCUGUCCCAUGAGGAAAACAAAAGACCGCGGGUGGUAGGUGACAUCCCCAUGGAGCUCAUCAACGAAGUCAUGUCCACCAUCACGGAUCCUGCCGCCAUUCCUGAGACCAAUCUACUGUCAGCACACUCUGCACGUGACGAAGCCGCUCGUAUAGAGGAGCGCAGGGGGGUGAUUGAAUUUCAUGUCAUUGGAAACUCUCUCAACCAGAAGCCCAAUAAGCGGAUCCUGAUGUGGCUGGUCGGCCUCCAGAAUGUCUUCUCUCACCAGCUGCCUCGUAUGCCCAAGGAGUACAUCACACGGCUGGUCUUUGAUCCGAAGCACAAGACACUGUCACUGAUCAAAGAUGGACGUGUGAUUGGAGGAAUCUGUUUUCGAAUGUUCCCAUCGCAGGGGUUCACCGAAAUUGUCUUCUGUGCUGUCACCUCAAAUGAGCAGGUCAAGGGCUACGGAACACACCUGAUGAACCAUUUGAAGGAAUAUCACAUUAAACAUGAAAUCCUGAACUUCCUCACUUAUGCCGAUGAGUAUGCCAUUGGCUACUUCAAAAAGCAGGGGUUCUCAAAGGACAUCAAAGUUUCUAAAGCCAAGUAUGUGGGCUACAUCAAGGAUUAUGAGGGAGCCACACUUAUGGGCUGUGAACUCAACCCCAGCAUACCCUACACAGAGUUCUCAGUUAUCAUUAAGAAGCAGAAGGAGAUCAUCAAGAAACUCAUUGAGAGGAAACAGGCCCAGAUCAGAAAAGUCUACCCAGGUCUUUCCUGUUUUAAGGAGGGAGUCCGACAGAUCCCCAUAGAAUGCAUUCCUGGCAUACGUGAAACUGGCUGGAAACCUGUCGGCAAAGGAAAAGAGAUGAAGGAUCCUGAUCAGUUGUACAGCACCCUGAAGACCAUCCUUCAACAUGUGAAGAGUCACCAGAACGCCUGGCCCUUCAUGGAGCCUGUGAAGAAGACAGAGGCCCCAGGGUACUACCAAGAGAUUCGAUUUCCAAUGGACCUCAAGACAAUGAGCGAGCGUCUGAAAAGCCGUUACUACACAACCCGCAAGCUGUUCAUGGCCGACAUGCAACGCAUCUUCACUAACUGUCGUGAAUACAACCUUCCAGAGAGCGAGUAUUACAAAUGUGCCAACCUGCUGGAGAAGUUCUUUUACACCAAAAUCAAAGAAGCAGGACUCAUCGAGAAGUAAAAAGGAGAGGGUUUUUUUGGUUUCAACAAAAGAGUGAGAAAGGCCUCAAGCUUAAAGUGAUAAAGGUGAAGUGGCAGCUGUGAGCAUACUCAAGCCAAGAGUAGCACUACUGAUCCUGGAGCAGUUUAGUGUCAGGAACAUAUCUUUUAGUAUCUUUCAGAUCACAACUCUAGAUCGACUAGUAAUACAUUUAGGGUCAAAGACUGGCCAUAAAUGAGGACUGAGACUGUUAAGGAGAGGUGAGACAAUAACAGGUGUUUCAUUCAACAUGUUUCAUCACCCAUCACUGCAUCUCAUAGGGAGAAAACACUAGGAAAGUUUGAGGAAGUGGCUUAGCACAAUACACAAAAAAGGAAAUGUAUUCCCAAUAAGAAUAUCAGCCAAGGUGUACAAUGAAGUAACACCUCAACUGGCACUUCAAUUCUAUCUUCAUGUCUGUAUUUACACACACACACACUUACUGCU